This is a messenger RNA of Microbotryum saponariae, 168 nucleotides long. The record is from the annotation of a GenBank genome assembly. Lineage: Eukaryota; Fungi; Basidiomycota; Microbotryomycetes; Microbotryales; Microbotryaceae.
AUGCUUUGCAGCGUCAGCGUCGCCGCGGGAAGGACCGAACGAGGCUCGGCGUUGUCGAGGUUUCGUCGCAAGGGGAUCUGCAACGGCGGCAAUGACGGCGCUGACGGCAAGUACAGCCUCGAGGAUUGGAACAGCAACAAGAACAGCGGCUUGAGCGGCGCAAAGUGA